AUAGGGUGUUUGGUUUUAGUUGGCAAAACUGCACACGAUCGAACAUGGCUGGCGUAUGUUGGAAGUGUCAAACUCGGCGGGGUGAAAUAUCGGAUUUCUACUAGCAUAGACCUCUACAAUUGGAAAUCCCUGCCAACUAGCGUAGCUGCAACGCCUGGGAUGCUGUGUGGGGAGCUGGGCAGUCGCGCGUCGCCCCUCAGCCUGCACCUGGCCUGCGUCACCGCAGACACCCGGUCGCCGUACCCCGCGCUGCUGGCGCUGUGCCGCGGAGCAGCCAUGGCGCUCACGGCCGCCGGCCCGCCGCCCGACGACGAGGACAUCUUCCUC
This is a messenger RNA of Gryllus bimaculatus (two-spotted cricket), 327 nucleotides long. The record is from the annotation of a GenBank genome assembly. Lineage: Eukaryota; Metazoa; Arthropoda; Insecta; Orthoptera; Gryllidae.